Molecule: messenger RNA, 3038 nt
Organism: Vicia villosa (hairy vetch)
Lineage: Eukaryota; Viridiplantae; Streptophyta; Magnoliopsida; Fabales; Fabaceae
Product: chloride channel protein CLC-f
Exons: 9
Coding region: 274-2592 (772 amino acids)
Biological process (GO): transmembrane transport; chloride transport
Cellular component (GO): Golgi apparatus; chloroplast; membrane
Molecular function (GO): voltage-gated chloride channel activity
Source: RefSeq, a predicted model, not a curated record
GAUUGUUCAUUGUAACCAACAAGCUUCAACAAGUUCUUACUUUUGAUUCAAACAAACUCACAACACAAACAUAACAUAUUGCAACUCAUUUCAAACACAAAGAUCCAUUUCAAUUUCAAUUUCAAACCCCUUUCAUUCUAUCUUCACAUUCAUCCACAAAGAUUUGAUUUUUAAGUAAUUUAGCAACAAAGAUUCGAUUUUUCAGCAAUUCAACAACUGGGUUUUUGAAAUUGAAGCGGUUUUCGUUGAUGGGUUUUUGAAUAGAGUAUUCCAAUGCCGGAAAACGAACAGCAUCGUCUUCUUGGGUCAUCAGAGGAUGCAGAACGAGAUGUUGAAGCUCAUGGAUCCGAAGUUCUCGGUGCCGCCGCCGUCAUUGGUGGUGGAAGUGGCGGUGGGAGUGGGAAAGGGUUCAGGGAUUUCUUGAUAGUGUCGGGUCAUCAUCGGCAUAGUUUUAAGCGAUUGGAUAGAGAUAGAGAUAGAGAAAGAGAUCAUGGUGGUGGUGGUGGUGAUGAUGUUGAUGUUGGUGUUAAUAGUAAUAAUAAUAAUAAUAAUAAUAAUUCUCGUGAUUCUCACUUUGAUUUUGAUCUUGAUUCUUCUGGUGAUGUUCUUGCUGAUAGUGCACCUCCUGAAUGGGCUUUGUUGCUUCUUGGUUGUCUCCUUGGUCUUGCCACUGGUCUCCUUGUUGCUGUUUUCAAUAAAGGGGUGCAUGUAAUACAUGAAUGGGUAUGGGCUGGCACUCCGAACGAGGGUGCUGCCUGGCUUCGUUUGCAGAGAUUAGCUGACACAUGGCAUCGAAUCCUUUUAAUACCAGUCACCGGAGGAGUAAUGGUUGGCAUGAUGUGUGGUUUACUAGAAAUAUUGGACCAAAUAAAGCAGGCAAGUUAUUCCCCUCGAAGGCAGGGUUUUGACUUGUUUGCAGGAAUCUAUCCAACGGUAAAGGCUAUUCAGGCUGCAGUCACUUUAGGUACUGGCUGUUCAUUGGGUCCCGAAGGCCCGAGUGUUGAUAUCGGAAAGUCGUGCGCCAAUGGAUUCUCAUUAAUGAUGGAAAACAACCGAGAAAGGAAAAUAGCACUUGUUGCAGCCGGUGCAGCAGCUGGAAUUUCUUCAGGCUUCAAUGCAGCAGUUGCUGGUUGUUUUUUCGCUAUUGAAACUGUGCUAAGGCCUCUUCGCGCGGAGAAUUCUCCUCCAUUUACAACUGCCAUGAUUAUAUUGGCUUCUGUUAUUUCGUCAACUGUAUCAAAUGUCAUACAGGGAACCGAAUCAGCUUUUACAGUGCCCGAGUACGAGUUGAAAUCUGCCGCUGAGCUACCUUUAUACCUGAUAUUGGGAAUGCUUUGUGGUGUUGUAAGCGUGGCAAUGACGCGUUUGGUUGCUUGGUUCACCAAAUUUUUCGAGGUUAUCCAGGAGAGAUUCGGCCUUCCGACUGUUGUCUGUCCUGCCCUAGGUGGAUUAGGUGCUGGAAUCAUUGCCCUCAAAUAUCCCGGAAUAUUAUACUGGGGUUUCACAAACGUGGAAGAAAUUCUACGCACCGGAAAGAGUGCUUCCGCUCCUGGAAUAUGGCUUCUGACUCAAUUAGCAGGUGCUAAGGUUGUCGCAACAGCUCUUUGCAAAGGAUCUGGGCUCGUAGGUGGUCUUUAUGCACCAAGUUUAAUGAUUGGUGCUGCAGUUGGUGCUGUGUUCGGAGGCUUUGCUGCCGAAAUUAUCAACUCAGCAAUUCCUGGAAAUGCGGCUGUUGCCCAACCCCAAGCUUAUGCUCUGGUUGGAAUGGCUGCUACACUAGCAUCAGUUUGUAAUGUUCCUUUGACUUCAGUUCUACUUCUGUUUGAGCUGACAAAAGAUUAUCGGAUACUGCUUCCUCUCAUGGGGGCUGUUGGAUUGGCGAUUUGGGUCCCCUCAGUGACAAAUCAAGCGAAGGAGAGUGAUAUACCGGAUAAAAGAAGUUUGUCAAGAGGAUAUUCUUCAAUUUCGCGUUCUGAAGAUAAUGAUGAUGGCAAUGGUUUAGAACUCUGUAUUGUUGGAGAUGGUUCCGAGCUUGAAGAAAUCGAUGAAGAACUAUUUCUGGACAAUCUUAAGGUUUCUCAGGCCAUGUCAAAAUACUAUUUGAAGGUUCCGUCAUCUGUAACACUAAAAGACGCAAUCAAAAUAAUGCACGACAGCCAGCAAAAUUGUAUGCUCGUGGUUGAUGAAGAUGAUUUUCUAGAAGGAAUAUUGACAUAUGGUGACAUUACAAGGUGUCGAUCCGAGAAGUCUAAUGACGCUUCUAUGAGUGACUCCGAUCUUUUAGAUGUGAACGAAUUACUUGUUUCUUCUGUAUGUACUCGAGGAAUGAACUACCGUGGACGAGCUCGUGGACUUUUAACUUGUUAUCCAAACACUACUUUGGCCAUGGCCAGAGAGUUAAUGGAGGCCAAGGGCGUUAAGCAAUUACCAGUAGUAAAACGCGGUAGAGAUCAUCACAGUAGAGAGAGGAAGCGAAGAAUCGUUGGUCUUCUUCAUUACGACGAACUUUGGCAUUGUCUCAGGAAAGAGAUUAACCACAGGAAGUUAGAUUAUCAAAGUAGGACAGAAAGCAAUUUGACAAAUGGGCAUUAACUCUUGUUUCAAGCUUCUUUUGGUUGUUGCCCCUUACAAAAGCUUCUUUUGUUGCUUUUAAAUGUGAGAGACCAUGUAUAUUUUAAUGCCACAAAAGUGGUUAUUUUGAUAAGGAAGAAAAAUGUUUCCAACACCAACAUGUUAAGAGUCAAUGAUUCUUAAUCACAACCUCAUAUUCUUUUGCUUUAUUUAAGGCAUUGAAGCUUGUAAAGUAAACUCCAUAAGAAACAGAACACUAGUACUCAAUACAAUGGGAAAUAGAACAUGGCUUUACACCCAUAACCUAAGACUUCUUUUCAAUAGGGUAUUAUUUUCUAUUUAAAGUUUCAUUUUUGGUCCUUGGACCAUAUUAAAUUAUUCAUUAACUUUGUCCCAAGAAUGUAAUGUAUUCCCUUUUUAUAGAGGUAGUACAAGUACUAGAAUAAUACAUUGCACAUGUGUGUCAA